Spodoptera littoralis (African cotton leafworm) is the source of this 738-nucleotide messenger RNA. The record is from the annotation of a GenBank genome assembly. NCBI's taxonomy places the organism in Eukaryota, Metazoa, Arthropoda, Insecta, Lepidoptera, Noctuidae.
AUGAAUUUGAGAGCAGAAAGAGAAAUAGGUAGCAGUGCGUACAGCAAGUUAUUUCAAAAAUUAGACCCGACAGAUACAGCAUACCAGAAUUAUCUGAAAGUUCUUUCGAAGCAUUAUUUUACAGUAAAAAAUAUAAUUCAGGAAAUUUUAGCAUGUCGAGACUCCAUGGAAAGCUUAAACAAGCUCAACGAAAAAGGCAGGGCAGCUAUAUCUCUGCUGAGGGAUGAACUAGAGAAUUUUGAAAUUUACGGCAAGGAUAUAGGAGAUAUGAAAUAUGCAACUGAAGUGGAGUCACAAAGGCAUCAACUUGCAUGCCUGCUAAAAGAAUUCAAAGAGGCCAACAUAAUGAGUAUGUUUGCUAUUGAGAAAGCCGAAAGAGAUGAAUUGUUAAAAGCUGGCGAAAGAGAUGAUUCAGGAAUCAGAAACAGGAAGACCAAGGUGGAGAGAGAUGGACUGCUUAAAAUGUCUUCAGGUGUAACUGAACAACUGCUAUCCAUUAGCCGGCAGCUAGCGGACACGGCUCAGAGGAGCCAAGACACACUUGACAGCUUGGUCUCUUCCAGUUCUACUGUACAUGGCACUCAAUCAGAGCUACAGAACACAGCUAGCACUAUAUCAGAAUCUAGCAAACUCUUAAAGAAAUAUGGACGACGUGAAUUCACCGACAAAGUUAUCAUGUUCUUCGCAUUCCUAUUCUUUCUAGCCGUUUGCCUGUACAUUGUACAGAAAAGAUUCUAA